Onychomys torridus (southern grasshopper mouse) is the source of this 4190-nucleotide messenger RNA. It is a transcript of the gene Efcab14, whose product is annotated as EF-hand calcium binding domain 14. The record is from RefSeq and is a predicted model, not a curated record. NCBI's taxonomy places the organism in Eukaryota, Metazoa, Chordata, Mammalia, Rodentia, Cricetidae. The transcript has 10 exons. Bases 935 to 2311 code for a protein of 458 amino acids.
GCUGUGCCCGGGGCGGCUGCCAAAGGGGAAGUGAGCUAGGGCUGGAGCGAUGGCCCGGGUCUGGAGCCUGCGGCCGCCGCCGCCGCCGCCACCGCCAGCGCGUCCUGAGCAGCCGCGGCCGGAGCAGGGGCCGGAGGUGCGGCUGGACUGGCCGCAGCGCGUGUGAGUUGCGGAAGUCGCCGGUGGCGGAACACCUCCCACUCGGAGCACUUCGGGCUGACCGAGCGGCGGUCGCCCCUCAGCACCGCGCCCCCCAAGGCCCUGACAGCAGGGCUGGGGUUUCCCCAGGCUCCAGCUCCUCUCUCGCCGGUCUUUCAAACUCAGGACAGAAGCCACAAAAAGGUGAUCAUCCCGAAUCCCAGCCGGCUUCCUGCCUGGGCGUGUUCUAAGUGCCCAGGCUGUGUCAGUACCCUCUCCUGUCGCCACCUCUCCAGCCUAGGAUUAGCGAAUACUCACUGCCUGCUCUGCAAAGUCUCUUGUUCUCGAAGUUUAUUUUCCCUCUACACUGGGAAUCUUAUCCCAGAGAUCCAAAGUACCUUAGUUUUGUGUAUCUUUUCUCAGCUUCUGGAGCACUCCUAGAAAUACUGGCUGCCUGCAGGGCUAAGAAUCUUGUUCUUGACUUAGCGGGUGGUUUUGUUUUGUUUUAUUUUCCUUUUGGCAGUUGUUGUUCUAGGAAUUUGUCCAUUUUGGAUCACCAGUUCCUUGGCCACCUCUAUGUAACUUUCCCCCCUCCAUCUGCGUCCAGUUUCCUCUGGGUUCCCUUCUCCAGCCCCCAGCAGAUCUGGUCAGUCUCACCUCUGGGUGGGAGUGAUCAGGGGGCUCUGGCCCAGGAUUUCCAACCCUGGAAGGCAGUUCCAAGACAGCAAGAGAGUUGGGCGUCGGGUACGAACCUGGCAGCUCAGGAGUGGGCGCUCCACUCACCCCUCACAAAAAGAUGAAAAAACGCAAAGAACUUAAUGCAUUGAUCGGUCUGGCUGGUGACAGCCGGAGAAAGAAGCCCAAGAAAGGCCCAAGCAGCCACCGCCUGCUUCGCACUGAACCUCCUGACUCAGACUCUGAGUCCAGCUCAGAGGAAGAAGAAGAAUUUGGAGCAAUUGGAAAUCGCUCGCGUUUUGUCAAGGGAGACUACUUACGAUGCUGCAAGAUCUGCUACCCACUCUGUGCUUUUGUCAUCCUUGCUGCGUGUGUCGUGGCCUGUGUUGGCUUGGUGUGGAUGCAAGUGGCUCUCAAGGAGGAUCUGGAUGCCCUCAAGGAAAAAUUUAGAACGAUGGAAUCUAAUCAGAAAAGCUCAUUCCAGGAAAUCCCCAAAAUUAAUGAUGAACUUCUCAGCAAACAAAAACAACUUGAGAAGAUUGAAUCUGGGGAGCUGGGUUUGAGCCGAGUCUGGAUCAACAUCACAGAAAUGAAUAAGCAGAUUUCUUUGUUGAGUUCUGCAGUAAACCACCUGAAAGCCAAUGUCAAGUCUGCUGCAGAUUUACUUAGCCUGCCGAGCACUGUAGAGGGACUUCAGAAGAGCGUAGCUUCCAUUGGCAAUACUUUAAAUAGUGUCCAUCUUGCUGUGGAGGCGAUACAGAAAACUGUGGAUGAACAUAAGAAAACCUUGGAAUUACUGCAGAGCAGUAUGGAGACCAAUGGAAGCAACCAAAUCAUGCCACCAUCUUCACCUACAUCAGAACUUGAUGGGAAAACCCACAGGGAAAGUUCAAAACAGGAUAUCCUGUACCUUCACAACUCCUUAGAGGAGCUCAACAGUACUGUAAUGGGAUACCAGAGACAGAGCGACCUUAAAUUCGAGGGGAUGAAUGAGACACUCAGUAACCUGACACAGAGACUCAGCCUGAUAGAAAGUGAUGUGGUUGCACUGAGCAAGGCAGAAAAAAGAGCAAACCUGACCUCCAGCCUGAAAGAAGAUAAUUCAAAUUCUCAGGUGUCCAAGCUUCGAGAAAAACUGCAGCUGAUCAGUGCUCUCACAAACAAACCUGAAAGCAACAGGCCUCCAGAGACCGCAGAGGAAGAGCAAGUACAGAACUUCACAUCAGAUCCGUCAGCAUUGUCAAAAUUUUCACACCUUCUUGGAGACCAAAUUGAGACCCAGCUAAAACCUGUCUCCUUGCCAGGGAUUUCUAGCAUCAAAGAUCUUCAGGAUUUAUUCCACAAGGCUGGUCAAGAUGUGGAUGGGAUGCUGACCUACCAGGAAAUCUGGAAUUCCCUAGGUUCUGCCAUACCAAGACCAGAGAGCUUGAGAGCCUUUGACUCCAAUGGAGAUGGAAGAUACUCUUUCCAAGAGCUAAGGAUUGCUUUAGGUAUCUAGUAUCGUCAGGCAUAUUUUGAAAUGGAUGUGUACACUGGACUACCUAAAAUCUACUUACCUUAAAAAAAACAAAACUGACUUGUCCAUCAGCCCUGUAGCCCUCACACUACUGUAGCAGACACAUUGCCACCUUUUAACCUGUUUGAAAACUCUAUCAAAAAAAAGUUAUUUUUUUAAAAAAGAAAAUUUUACUUAUAAUAUGAUGUUUGGAAAUCUAUGAUUUCCUGAAGCCAGUAAGAUCUUGUAACUUAAAAGUUGCCAGGAGAAAAAUAAUAAAGCCCUCUAUCUCUUUCCUGUUUUUGAGGGGAAGAGAACUUAUCUUUUAAAGCUGGAAAGUGUGUAUAUAGAGAUAAUAAGUCACUGUUUAUAUUUCAUAUGAAUUUGCCUUAAAUUAGCUGCACUUUAUAGAGCCUCAGAAUAUGUCUUUUCUUUGAAAGAUGAGUCUUUUCUGUUUGUAAAUAUAUAAAAUGAGAGAGAGGUUGUGCAUAUUGUGUAGAAAGUCAGAAGAAUGGCUUUGAACGGGAUGAACAAUGACUUGUUAUAAGUAAUUGACAGUCUGCUCUGAGUGAAAGCUGAAACUGUUCACGUCUCUUUAAGGUAACCCUCAAAGCCUUGGUACCACCACAAGGUUUAUUUGGCCUGGGAGCUGGGGCAUCAGAUCCUGGAAGCUAUACAGAGGUUGUCAGCUCCAGGCUCAGGAAAGUCAGAUUCUGGGUCAUUGCUCCUAUUCCUAACAUAAAAACGAGAGAAGUCAUGUUGGGAUUUCCCUCAUCUUUAAUUAUCUUUCAGAAUUUAUGAGCAUAAAAGUUAAUCGGUGGGGAAUUAUGUUUUCCCCUCAAGCAAGCUAAAUUGUCUUCUCUGCCCACCCACUCAAGACCACCUUAAAGUGUUAACUGCCUCCCUCUGGCACUAUCUCCAGUCUGGAAUGAGAAGGCUCAUGUCCUUGGUCACUAUGUCAAAUUCAUUGUCCAGAGCAUUAGAGAAAAGCUCUAAGUUUUGACUUGGGAAACAACAUCCUUUGGGAAUUUACCUCUGUUUUACCUCUGGACUAACCGAGAACUUGUUUCUUGGCAGGAUGCCAAAAGCCAAAAUGUGGUCAAAUGAAAUGUGAAAUCAUAUUCUUUCCUCACAGUUGACCACUCAGAAGUAGCUAUAGGUUUUUCUGUCCAGAGGAUGCCACAGUGAGCAGGCAGGCUUGGAGCUGGGGCCUCCCGGUGAUGGUGGCAGUUUUUCCAGAUCUAAAAAGCAAGUAGAAUGCUUCCCCCUGUACGUACUUUGUGGGCAAGUCAUGAAAGUCUGAGCAGAAGGAAGUCACCAGUGUCACUGUAUGUUGAGAACACUCCCAGUGUUGUUCCUAGCAUCUCCGGGCAACAUGAGUGAAGACCACAUAGAACCUCACUUUGUGUACCAGUCAGGGAGACAGUGGAGAAGUUGUGAUGCGGACUUCUUUAAUACAGAUCAUUCCUAUCGAAUUCUGUUGGUGCCCUGUGAGCUCUGGGUAGUCUAGUACCCUUAAACCUUUAAAGAUGUUUGUUUUUGUAUUUUAUUUCCUUUACAUGACAUUUAGCUUGGUAUUGGCUUUUUUUCCCCCUAGACAUAAUUAAAACUCAGUGAAGGCAAGAUAAAGUUUUCCUGUGCAUGUGUCUUCUUACCUCACAUUUCUUCCUCUUUAAAUGUUUUGCCUUACCGUUUGCCUUGCCCAUCUAUGCUGUCGCUUUCUUGGAAAGGUUGAAAAUACACUUCAACAUUAUCCUGGCACUUUAGGUAACCUGAAGGUAACUCUUGGUCUGCCUGCCUUCUGUACUCUUCUCUUUAAUAUCUAGAUAUAUACCCUUACAGAUUUUGUAACAACCAAAUAAAGUUCUAGCAAUAAAUUGAA